Aaosphaeria arxii CBS 175.79 is the source of this 1510-nucleotide messenger RNA. RefSeq lists its product as uncharacterized. The transcript has a single exon. The record is from RefSeq and is a predicted model, not a curated record. NCBI's taxonomy places the organism in Eukaryota, Fungi, Ascomycota, Dothideomycetes, Pleosporales. The coding region runs from base 402 to 1214 and encodes 270 amino acids.
UUUUUUUUUCUUCCUCUCCCCUUUACUCUUCUUACUUUCAGGCCUGGUGCCACUUAAUACAACCUAUCACUAUACUGUGACUUAUUUACCACUCCGACUUAAUUCAAUUCUUCGAUAUCGUCGCCGGUCGACAAUACUACACUGCCCUCCACACAACUACAAUCGUAAUAAUUUCCGGCUCUUCUUGCUCAAUACAAACUUCACGACCAAUUCAGUCUCUACGCGCAAACUCGCUUCUUCGAUACCUUCAGCAAUCCUUACGCUUCAUUCAGUAAUCUUUCAACGUCUAUCCAUUCACUUGGCCCCGGACGAAUAGGAAAAGGAAUUUCCAACCUUCAGAAACAGUAAUCUCCAGACAAAGAAUCAAUUCUUCGAAUCGAAAGAUCAGAACAACAUUCAUAAUGGCCGCCAUCCAGCUUAACUUCACUCUCCGCACUUCCUCCAACUGCAAGACCGUCCACCUUCUCGGCUCCUGGGACGGAUACCAGGGCCAGCUCCCGCUCUCCAAGGACCCCAAGAAGAGCGGUGGCUGGGUCGGAUGCUUCAAGUUCAACGGCUCGACUCUCCAGCACGGUCAGCGCUACUGGUACUACUACAUCAUCGACGGCUACCACGUCUCCCACGACCCAGCCCGUGACCACACCACCGAGCCCACCACCGGCCGCAAGCUCAACAUCCUCGACAUCCCAUCCAAGAAGUCGUCCUCCUCCGAGAAGACCUCGUCCCGCGCUGAGCGCCAAUCCCGCCGCGUGAGCAGCGCAUCCAUCCCCAAGGGCCGCUCCCUCUCGCCUUCCCGCAUCGCUGCUCCCCGUCCUCAACGCCCCCACGAGACCCGCCAGGUCAUCAACACCCAGUACGACAAGGCGACCCUCGAGGCCCUGACCUCGCGCCUCACCCUCAGCGACAACCGCUCGUCCGACUCGUACUCCGACUCUGACUCGUACAUCGACUCCUCGGACGACGACUCCGAUGUCCCCUCCCUCACCUCCCGCUCCACCAACUCCUCCCGCUCCGGCCGCUCCAGCGUCUCCUCCAACUCCUCCUGCUGCACCUGCGAACGCUACGGCAUCACCCGCGGUGGAGACCGUGUCCGCCUCGACUGCGGCGGCUCGCGAUGCGGCUACUCCGACGAGUCCGACUGCUCCUCCGAGGACGAGUACCUCGCCUACCAGGAGAAGACCACCCGCCGCCAGGGCGUCCUCAUCCGAUCUUAAGCUCUUCAAUGUUCUUCUCCCCCAAAUUUUUCUUCGAUUCCCAUUCUUUUGUCCAUAUUUUACUUUUUGUCCCCUUUCUCAAGGAUGAUGAUAUUUUUUAUACUUGACGACUUUUCUCUAUUCUCUCUCUCUUCGGAAGACCAAUUCGCUCAUUACGAUGACACGUUGUAACAAACCCCCCCCACAUCCAUUACUGCUGGAUCCCAAAUGAAGCACACAACUCCCUAAGUGCGUAUUUCUAGGAAGGAAAGAUGCGAGGCCAUUAUUGCGCUGCAUGAUCGCUCGCCCACCCACAC